UUUUAUUUAGUUAAAAAAGCAAUCUGUAGAAAAAACAAAAUAAAAUAAAAUAAUAAAUAAAAAAAAAGCAAACAAUCAGUUGAAAAGCAUGGCUGCGAAUGUAAACCGACGUAAUCGUAUUGAUCAACAGCUAUGGUCACCGCACUACUUUCAACGACUGUAUCAACGCAAACAUCUUACGAGAGAUUGGCCAACAUUCUGGUUGGCGAUCGCGAUGUUGAUCGCUUUCAUUACAAGUUGUUUGCUUCAAUCGUGUCUAGCUCAUGUGGCGCUAACUUAUCCACCUGCACGUAAAUACAAUUUGGAUUUUUUGGAUAAUUCCCGUACUAAGGGUCCGUGCGGCAUGCCAAAAGGAUUAGAACAUACUUCGCUACUGUCUGGUUCAAAACUUAACGUUACCUGGCAUUUGGCUUAUCCCCAUCGGGGCGGUUUUCGACUACAGUUAUUAGAUGAGCUGGACCGUCCUCUGGUCGAUUUGACACCACAAGUAAAUGGAUCGGAAUUUAUUCGCACCGAUGUUACUGCUCAAUCUUACGAAGUCAAUAUUCCGAACGAAUUCGAAUGCUAUAACUGCACGCUACGUUUGCUGCGACAAGCCGACGAAUGGUCUAGUGAUUAUCGUUUUUGGUCGUGUGCAGAUAUUGACGUCAGAAAACGUAAGGACUUUAAGGAGACUUGUUCGGGAAAUGGCAAAUAUUUCCCUUCACGUUGCAAAUGCGAAAAAAAUUACUACGGUCCACAGUGUCAAUACAAGGAUGAGUGUUCCAAUAAUCAAGAUUGUGGCAGCCAAGGGAUAUGCAUAGACUUACAGGGUACUGUACUGCCGCGUAAACAAUGCUAUUGUAAGUUCGGUUGGUUUGGGCGUGGUUGCAAUAAGCGAUCACCAUAUAAGAACAACGAUAUUGAUCUGUCCGCUUAUAUGAUGAAAGAAUUAUCACCAGAUUAUAAAAUGUAUUGGAGGUUACUAGAGACUCAGCAAGAAAUCGAGGUUGUUCUUAAAGUCAAUAGUACUACUUGGAUCGCGAUGGGAUGGAGGCCAUCGACCUUGACAAAGAAAUGUAAAAGUUUUCCCUUGAUUCAGGAUCUAAACAGUGGCAAUAGCAAAUCAACAGUAAAUCUAGCUCCGGAAUCAAUGAAAGAACCAGCGCCAGAGCCAACAGCAGAGCCAGAGCCAGAGCCAGAAUCAGCCCCGGAACCUGAACCACCUACUGCGGAACCCGAACCAAUACCACAACCCGAGCCAAAAUCGGAACCUGAACCAACAUCUGAGCCAAGCAAAAAUAAGCGGCUUGUUGACAAUGACGAAAAUUAUCCUACAAGGGGAGUGAGUUCAAUAGCUAGAAGCGUAUCGUAUCGUGUAAGCACCUCAUCAGGACGUAAACGCCGAGAUGUCGAAGAUAUAACGGAGUCGAUAAACUAUUGGCAACAUCAACGUCCUAAGUCAACUUUCGAGUCAAAAGUGGAACCAGAACCAACACCAGAACCUGAGCCUAAAUCUGAACCAGAACCUAAAUCUGAGCCCGAACCUAAAUCUGAACCAGAGCCUAAACCUGAACCAGAGCCUAAAUCUGAGCCAGAACCAACGACAGUCCCUGAGCCUAGAUCUGAGCCGGAACCUAAAUCAGAACCGGAGCCUAAACCAGAACCUGAACCCAAUUCCGAGCCGGAACCUAAACCUGAACCCGAGCCAAAGUCAGAGCCAGAGCCUAAGUCAACGUUGAAUGACAAUCACCAUCGCGUCGCACAAGGUUCGGAUUCUGCUAAAAUAAAUUCCUAUAUUCCUCGCCACGAUUUUAAUCCCAUGGAUUGUACGGAUAUUAUAAUAGGCUCAGCUCGUGGCAUGGCUAGCCGUGUAGGAGAUUAUUACACACGUGAUCGGUCGACGCCUCGUCAUGAUGAAUUCUAUGGCGGCCAAGAUGAUUUAACUUUAGCUACCGGAUUUGAAAUGGAUGGCGUAACGACAAUUAUAUUUCGUAAAAAGCUAGUUUCAACCGAACCAACCGAUCACACUUUAGACGAUCAGCUAACGCAUGUCAUUUGGGCGAAGGGUCAAGAAUUAGGCCGCUAUGUGCAUAUACCGGAAUCGGGCAUUGAAACUGAAACAGCUUCAGUUAAGGAAUUUUAUCAGCCGGAUGAGUUAAAAUAUCAUGGACAUAGAAUGCAACGCGGGGUAACCCAAAUAAAUUUCUUUGAAAAAGCCAAAUCACCAGAAGAUCAAGAUGAACACACAAAUGUUUUAAAUAACGAUUGCUAUGGUCAUUGGAAAUAUCCGCAAGAUUGUGAACCAGAAAAUCAUAGCUGCGAAUACUAUGCUUCAUGGGAGACAGUGGGUAGAGGUGAUGAAAUGUUCUGGCACAUUGAAACGAGUAAUACGCAAACUUGGACUGGGAUAGGAUUUAGUAACGAUGAAAAAAUGUCUCAAACGGAUUCAAUCAUUGGCUGGGUUGAUCGUAAUGGCCGACCAUUCCUUAUGGAUACUUGGAUAAACGGUUAUUCCUCGCCAAAAUUGGAUGAUCGCCAAGAUAUUACGAAUGCUUCGGGACGUAUUGAAAAAGGUGUAACUAUACUAGAGUUCACUAGAAAACGUAUCAGCAAUGAUGAACAGGAUUUAUCAUUCACCGACGAGCAUUGUUUGUAUCUUUUCUUCCCAGUUUUGGGCGGCGCUUUUAAUGCAGUAAAUAAGAAAAUACGCAAACAUGAACGUGUGCCUUCUAUUUCGCCUAAUCGUGUCUGCAUCAAGUCAUGUGGCAAAGAACUUGAAAAUAUAAUAAACGCACCAACUACGCCGGCACCAAAUCGUUUGGUUUAUUCAGUAGCCGUUAAACUUAUGAAUUUGGCAGAGUCGUUUGCAGCUCCUGAACCAGGCACGGUAGAGUUUAAUAAUUUGGCAGCCACUAUUUCCGACUCUUUCAACGGUGUACUCAACAAUAUUGCCGGCUAUUAUAAAACGGAAAUUGUCGACUUUGAAAAAGACGGGACUACAAUGAUUGCCAAAUUGCAUACGUUGUUCGAUAAAAACGACUACGAAAAAGGUUAUGAUCUCAAUACCAAUAUUGUUAAGGAUGAGCAGCAGGAGAAAAUGUUGGAAAAUGGUGAUCUUAUUAAAAAUGCUCUACUCGACCAAAUUGCUACCGGGAAAAUAGGAUCUUUAAAUGUCGAACCACAAUACUUAGACUUUGAAGCCUUGGAAUAUAAACCGAUCAAAAUGUCGGAGGAAACAAAGCUUUCAUUUUUUGAAUUAUCCGAAGUACGGCUAUACAUUGUCUUGGGCUUAAUUGCUGCUCUCGUCUUCAUAGCAUUGGUUCAAGCAAUUUUCACCAUCUGUAAGACAUCUAAAAAGAAUAGAUCCAAUAAGGAAAAUCUAAUCCAGAAUUCACCUUGGAAAGAAUUCACAUCGAAUACAAAUUAUGCUUUCGAUCCGUAUGGUGAAACUGAGGAGAAAAGUGCAUCUGCUAAUGCAACUUCGACAAGUAAAGAAAAAUCCCAACGUCAACGUUCAUCGAGUCAUAGUCAGCAAACCACGUUACAAAUGUCACAUUCGCCGACAAACAAGUCACAAUUAUAUUUUGAAAAUUCCAAUGGAAAUGGAAAUUAUGCACGCACCAAUGCCACCAGUGCUACCACACAAUUAAAUUAUCGCCCGCAACGAAAUAAUGCCCAUGAAAAUGCUAAUAAUCGAGAUCGUAGCAAUCAUCAGGAUCGUUAUGAGCGUACGGAACCGAAUCAAACUGCCGCGAAUACGCAACGCAUGACAUAUGCGGACCGAGCGUAUUCUUUACCUCGCCAGCAGCAUCAGAAUGCGAAUAUGCAACCAUCCGGGUUUUAUACCCAAGAUCGACGUGAUCGUAGCGCUCAAAGGAUUUCGACGGGCAACGAUGAGCGGCGCUAUUAUCGUGACAGAUCUAUGGAAGAUCCACGUUUGGUAUCGAAUGGUGGCGCUGAUACUCCGGACUUUUAUUUCAUGCCCUCACAACGUAAAUAUUCCGGCGAAGUGGUACGAGUUUAUGUCGAUUACAAUAAGGAUCCCAAACAUUAGAAAACUUUAUUAAGAUAAUCUAAAGCAAAAUUGAAAAUUAGUUAAAUUAGUCAUUCUCAACCCAUAAAACCAAUCAAUAAGUUUUCUUUAAGGUGUAUACAUAUAUAUAUAUAUAUAUAUAUAUAUAUAUAUUCGCCUACAAUUGAAUAGAAAACACAAUUAUCAUAACGAUUGCUGUGGAAUUGUGCAUAUGUUGCCAUAAAUGCUAUGAAAAAUUCUGAAAUAAAUUCACGUGAAAUGAUAUAUCGCGUCCGCGUCCGAGAAUAUGAGGGAAAUUUCAUGAAUAGCUUAAGAUCAAUUAAAAAUUUGGGCUAAGAAACGUGCUUUGCAAUAAAGUUAGUUAUCCAAAGUGAACUCACUAUUACGAAUAAAUUGAAGUCCAUUAAGUCUGUGUUUCCGUUUAAAAAUAUCCAAAAUUUAGAUUAAACAUCUCAUCUCGUCCCGUAAAAGAUACUAACCCUAUCGAUUUUGCCAUAUCUGUUUAUCUAUCUGUCCGGUUGUUAUUGGAAUGCUUGCUACUAUAAAAAAUAAAAAUUAAGGUAGAUAACUUAAACCUAAUACAUGUCAGUUUAAGAAUACAUGUCAACUGACGAUAUCCGCCCAUAAUAGGCAAGAAAGUAUAAAGUUCUAGCUCAUAGGAUAUAUUGAUCUAACAAACAUUUAUGCGAAACAUUAAAGAUUUUGGUGAAAAGAGAGUCUCUUUAUACCCUACAUCACUUUAAGCAAGGGAUAUAUUAACUUUGUUCGGAAGUACCUGAGAUAGACCCAUCUUUUACUAUGCUAAUCGAUUCAGAAUCAAUAUAAGCUUCCCUGACUGUAUGUCUGUCUGGUUUGUUGAUAUAGACUCACCCUUUAGUAUACUACAAGACUCGAUUCGGAGUCACUUUUUGUUCGAUUCAGUACAAAUGUUGAACGCUUGCCUGCCCGCCUGUUCGUAUUGUUUCUUUGGGUUCAACUUAAAAGUCGCAAUUUUCGAGAAAUUUUAAUUAAACUUGAUAUACUGGUAUGUUUUGGCCCAAGGACGAAUGCUACAGAAAAUGAUUCGGUUUGGUUCGUCCACUCCCGAUUUAUUUUGAAAAAUCGUUAUAUGGGAACAAAUUGAUAUUUUCAAAAAAUUUUCGACAAUAUAAAUAAUUAUAAAUAAAAGUGCUUCGAAAUUCUAAAUUGGUUUCGAAACUUUGUACCAUAUGGGGUAUUUUUUUGUCAUAUAACCGCAAAAACGUCUUCUUGUUGAAAAUUCGUUCAUCAAAAUAUUUUGAUAUAAAAAUAAUCUUACCGAAUUUGGACUAGGCAGGUCAAUUUUUUUUUGGAUUGUAACAAUGAAAAAUAUGCCCUUAUAUGGCAAAAAGGUCGAAUUGAAUGAAAAAAUUGUCCUUAACAAAUUAAUCAUAGGGAACUUGAAUCACACAGAAAUAGUUUUUAGACUGUCGACGUACGGACAGUCUUAUGAACGUAAGCCCUUCUAUGGUGACAUGGCCUAAUUAAGUUUUCUAAAUUCAGACCACGUUUGAGUAUCCUUCCACAUGAAGACUUUCGUCUUCUUAUUCGUUAUACAUAAAAGUAAUGUAAAAUUUUUGGUGUAUUAUUAAGAAGAUGAAUGAAUGAUUGUAUUAGAUGAAGUGGUGUAGGGUAUCUAAGAGUCUUGAGCCUUGUCCGACUCUAGAAUUCUUAUUGUUUUCCCACAUAAAUGUUUAUGUUAGAUCGAGAUUUACUAUGAACGGGAAGGUAAUGCUUUCUUGGCUACUGUAGGACUUGAUUCGUUUGUAAACCCUGCCGUAAAG
This is a messenger RNA of Glossina fuscipes, 5817 nucleotides long. RefSeq lists its product as uncharacterized. The record is from RefSeq and is a predicted model, not a curated record. The transcript has 12 exons. Bases 89 to 4036 code for a protein of 1315 amino acids. Lineage: Eukaryota; Metazoa; Arthropoda; Insecta; Diptera; Glossinidae.